Messenger RNA from Macrosteles quadrilineatus (aster leafhopper), 2946 nucleotides. RefSeq names its product exostosin-3-like. The transcript is spliced from 18 exons. NCBI's taxonomy places the organism in Eukaryota, Metazoa, Arthropoda, Insecta, Hemiptera, Cicadellidae. Gene Ontology annotation, molecular function: glycosyltransferase activity. The record is from RefSeq and is a predicted model, not a curated record. Bases 175 to 2832 code for a protein of 885 amino acids. Gene Ontology annotation, cellular component: membrane.
UAUUUUUUAAGUCUCAUAUGUCUUAACGCAAUGAAUAGGUCUAAUUUGUUUUCCCUCAAAAUAACACAUUCAUGCUAUUCUUAAGUUAUAAGAGGUUAUGUGAAGCCGUAGACUAGGACUAGACUAAACUAAGUAGAUCACGUUCAUUCACAGGUUGAAGGAACUAAACUAAUCAUGGUGUUUUCCAAGGAAGUCGCUUGCAACCGAUUAGUCAAUUUAAAGCUCUCAAGAGUACUAGUACUUGUAACUUUAGCACUGGUUCUAGUACCUCUAUUUACCCAUUACUACUUGUCAAAUGUUGAGAGUGAUGUUUCAUUGGGUGAUAUCCAUCGAACCCGAUCUAAAUUGGAAGCCUAUGAAGAAUUUGGAAUGUUCCGAGGAGCUGAUUUGAAGACAAGAAUUGAAGAAAUGCUUAGAAUUAAAGGCUCGGUGAGCACUGAACUGCGCGACCUCGAAGCCAAGAGACAGAGACUGACAGCCGACAUUUCGUCCCUUACACAUAAGAUUGAGUCGCUGAAACUAGAUUUAUUAAGGCAACAAACAGAACUGGAGAGACUCAAACUAUCCGUUGAACAGGCGCAAGUGGCUCAUCGGGAGGCUCUGCAGCGCAACACGCCAGAGUUGUCUCGGCCACUGCGGCUGGUAGCGGGGGGGCCGCCCCUCCCCCUCCCCCCGCCAUCACCCCUCUCCCCUCCCUGCAGUAUGUGGCAGUGCUUCGAUCAGUCACGCUGCGCCCUCACCUCCGGUCUGCCAGUCUACCUGUACGACACAGAACUGUUCCCGGCCACCAGCUACUUGCGCACAGGUGUGAGACAGACUGUGGGUUUCAACCCCCACUACACCUCAGAUCCCCACGAGGCUUGUGUGUAUCUAGUCCUAGUGGGGGAGGGGGAGGCACAUGAUCUAACUAGCCUCAGAGAUCUCCCCUAUUGGGGCGGCGACGGGAGGAACCACGUCUUACUUUACCUGUCCCGGGGCAACUUGUCGCCCCCCACCCUCACUCCUGAGUUGACGGGCCGAGCCAUCAUCGCCCAGUCUACCUUCGCCCGCCACCUGUUCCGGGAGGGGUUUGAUCUGGUGCUGCCCCCCGUGCUAGGACCCCCUGGGGGUGACGUGUGGGCAGAGUGCGCUCCUCAGCUACCUGCAAGGCGCAAAUACCUACUGACCUUCCAGGGGCAUCCUCCCUCCACUCACAUUGUCUCUCAAGGAUUUAACGUGACGGAGCUGCACAAGUACUUGUCACAGUCAACGUCAGACGUGUUCCGACUGGACUGGUCGUGCAGCAACUCUGCAGCCCUGGUCUCCACGGAGGACGACUGGGACUUGUGUGGUACUGAGACAUCCCGCGCCGCUCUACUGAGGGAGUCUACGUUCACACUGGUGCCUGCACCGCGCAACACCAGCUAUGUGUCGUCUGCGCUCAGUCUCGCCCGGCUGUAUGAGGCCCUACGCGCCGGUGCGAUCCCAGUCAUAGUCGGGGGCGACAGAAUGGUACUGCCUUACAGUGAGGUGCUGUCGACCAAGAAGUUUGUGGUGUCGAUCGCCCAGAGCCGGCUGCCAGAGCUGCACUUCCUGCUGCGGAGUGUGUCUGACGCAGAUCUGCUGGUGCUGCGCCGCCAGGGUCGUCUGAUGUGGGAGAGGUACUUCGCCUCUCUACAGGCCGUCAUUGACACUACGGUGGCUGUGCUGAGAGACAGGUUGGGUCUACCACCUCGGCCCGUCGUAGACACGCCUGCCUCACUGUUCACACACGACUCUGUGCCGGUGAAGACGGAGCAAGUAGUGGAAGCUGAAGAGAGCCUCGGACCAUUGGAGCCUCCUUACCCUUCCCCUUCCUUUCACAGGAACUACUCCGUCUUUCUAGUACAGGGUCAUGAGAUGUGGAACGAUUGGGGUGAUCCGUUUCGUCUCUACCCUCACCUACCCUUCGACCCUGUGCUGCCCUCUGAUGCCAAGUUUGCAGGCUCUGGGACUGGGUUCCGCCCCAUCGGCAGGGGAGCUGGGGGAGCUGGCAAGGAGUUCUGUGAGAGUUUGGGAGGCAACCAUCCUCGCGAACAGUUCACUAUCGUCAUGCUCACCUACCAACGGGACCAGGUGCUGAUGAACUCUCUCAGUAGACUGCAAGGCUUGCCUUACCUCAAUAAAGUGGUCGUGGUGUGGAACUCUCCCCGACCUCCUCUGGACGACCUUCACUGGCCGGACAUCGGAGUCCCCGUAGAGGUUGUGAAGGCAAGCACCAACAGUCUCAACAACAGGUUCGUGCCGUACGACGCAAUAGAGACUGAAGCAGUCCUCUCCGUAGAUGAUGACGCUCAUCUGCGCCAUGACGAGAUCAUGUUUGGAUUUAGGGUUUGGAGAGAACAGAGGGACAGAGUGGUUGGUUUCCCUGGUAGGUUCCACGCGCUUGACCUCAACUACGGCGGUUGGCUGUACAACUCCAACUACUCUUGUGAACUCUCCAUGGUGCUGACAGGGGCGGCAUUUGUACACAAGUACUACACUUACAUGUACACCCACUGGCUGCCUCAAGCCAUCAGAGACAAGGUGGAUGAGUACAUGAACUGCGAAGACAUUGCCAUGAAUUUCCUAGUGUCCCACAUCACUAGGAAACCCCCUGUCAAGGUGACAUCACGUUGGACCUUUAGAUGUCCCGGCUGUCCCGUGUCACUAUCUGAGGACGAAACUCACUUCCAGGAGAGGCACAAGUGCAUCAACUUUUUCACUCAGGUGUUUGGCUACACGCCAUUACUGAACACUCAGUUCCGAGCAGACUCCAUCCUCUUUAAGACAAGAAUACCUCACGACAAGCAGAAGUGUUUCAAGUACAUCUAAAAUUAUCUUUUAGCGAAUUUCCCAUAUAGGGAAUAAGCUAUUACCGUAGUACUCAUGGUAAGACCUGGACCCGGGACCGAUUUUUUUUUUCGUUUUGAGGUCCCUAGAGGCCAA